ACCCUUCACUUCUCGCUCAUCCCCUUCACCCCUUUCCCUUGUGCUGACUGCGGAAGCCGAACAAUGCCGUAGAUCAGAGCAGCGCAGCCCCCGCCAUGCUGCUACGCGCCGCGCUCCACCUCAACCGCCUUUUCUCCACUGACGCCGCCCUCGCACCCCCGAAGCUGCGGAACCUGCCCUACCGUCUCCGUCACGUCGCCGUCCCCGCCGCGCGCGCUGUCGUCUCCGAGUACCUCCACUCGACGCGCUGCCUCCCGUCCUCCCACGCCGACUCCAUCGCCACGCACUCCCCGCGCUCCCUCUUUUCCUUCCUCGCCGCGCUCCCCACCGUGCCGUGCUCCCUCCCCACCGCGGAGUUUCCCGCCCUCCUUCGCCGCCACCUCAACUUCCACCCGCUCAAUGAGCUCCCCUUCUUCCUCGAAUCAAUCGGCGGGCCCACCGCGGCGCCCCCCUGCUUCAACUCCAUCUUCCUUUCCGACCAUCCCUCCCUGCUCGGCGCCGUCGCCGCGCUCGCGCACUUCGGAUUCCCGUGGUCACGCCUCGGCCUCCUCUACCCUGGCGUCCUCCUCGACAUGCCCCCGGACCUCAUCUCCACGCGCCUCUCCGUUCUCGAGGCCCGCCUCCACGGGCUUCCUCGCGCCGCCAUCAUCGCCGCCUGCCUCACCUUCCCAUCACUUCUCGAGGGGGAUCUAUCCGAUUAUGACCUACUCAUUAAGGAUAUCGCCACCACGUUCAUAGGAUUGGGACCGGAUUUGAGGGCCAGCAAUGACAUUGACGCGUUCUCGGCGGUGUGCCGGAGGAUGCGGAUGUUUUAUGAUGCCGGGACAGAGUUUGGUAGCAUUGGGGGACUCGUCGGAGGCAGCCAGAGGGUGUUUCUUGAGCUCGGGGAGAAGAGGAUUGCUGAGAGGUUAUGGUUCUUCAAAGAGCUGGGGAUGGAGGGCAAGGAGAUGGGAAGGUUUUUGCUGAGCAAUGCCAGGAUUUUUGAUCUUGAUUUCUCUGAUGUGGUGAUCUCAGUGCCAAGAUAUCUGCUGAAUGUUGGAUUGGCAGAGGAUGAGGUUGAUGCUGCGGUGGGGAAGCACCCAUAUGUUGUUGGGAAGAACCAGCUGGAGAACCUUGCCAGGGUGCUGCGGGCAAUGGAGCUGGAGCAUCGGUUCCUGGAGAAGAUAUUGGCAGGUGGGGAGAGUUUGCGCUAUUUAUCACCAGAAUUUGUUUUGGAGGAUGAUAGCUAUGAUGCCGAGGUCGAAAGAGCUUUCUUGGAUGGGAUGGCUAAGGUCAUGGUUGACAGGAAAGCACAAUUUGUAGACAAGAAGCUGGAGUUCUUGAAAAGUGUUGGGUAUGGUGAGAAUGAGAUAACCACCAAGGUAAUUCCAGUCAUUAACAGCACCAAGGAUUUGCUGUUGGAGCGGUUUGACUACCUCCUGGAAAGAGGAGUGGAGUAUAAGAUACUAUGUCGGAUCUUGCGCGUUUUUCCGAAGGUGCUGAACCAGAGUAAGGAUAUGCUUAAUGAGAAGUUGAACUACCUCACAGAGGAGCUGGGCUACUCCUUGGAGUACCUGGGCUGCUUCCCUGCAUUUCUGUGCUUUGAUUUGGAGAACAGGGUCAAACCUAGGUAUACAAUGCUUUGGUGGCUCCAAGAGCAUGGCUUGCUUAGAAAAAAAUUAGCCCCUGCAACAGUGCUUGCUAACUCAGAGAAGAGGUUCAUUAGUACCCUUUACCUUGUGCAUCCUGCAGUUCCAAAGUUGUGGCUUGAGUGUUUUUCUUCAAGGAUACAUAUGGACUAUUAUCUCAAGAACAUCAAUCAGCAUCCAGACAACAUAUAAGAAUUAUAUUGACAUUGUUAAUGGUACAUGGUAUUUGCCAUGUGCAUCCUUUUCUCUGUUGAGGUGUAUUUGUUAGAUGUAGCAGCUUUAUAUUGGCAUUUUUUUUUGCUCCUGCAUACUUAUCAGUAGGUCGCAGGAUGUAGCAUGAAAGGGAUACACCAAUCAGACAGCAAACCUUGUAAGUUGAUUGUGGUAAAGCUGUGCUGCAAAUUUGAACUCUGUUUCAGUUCAAUUUCCACGUUCCUCCUA
Molecule: messenger RNA, 2069 nt
Organism: Zea mays
Lineage: Eukaryota; Viridiplantae; Streptophyta; Magnoliopsida; Poales; Poaceae
Exons: 1
Coding region: 96-1820 (574 amino acids)
Biological process (GO): regulation of DNA-templated transcription
Molecular function (GO): double-stranded DNA binding
Source: RefSeq, marked provisional